Molecule: messenger RNA, 540 nt
Organism: Wyeomyia smithii (pitcher-plant mosquito)
Lineage: Eukaryota; Metazoa; Arthropoda; Insecta; Diptera; Culicidae
Product: transmembrane protein 203
Exons: 1
Coding region: 1-456 (151 amino acids)
Biological process (GO): intracellular calcium ion homeostasis
Cellular component (GO): endoplasmic reticulum
Source: RefSeq, a predicted model, not a curated record
AUGUCCGACGAAGUGGAAAUCAAAACCUAUUUCAAGCUGGUGGACGUAGUCAAGUGGAUAGGAAUAACACAAUUUGAAAUUUUGUUAAAUAUGCUCGCCUUUCUGGUGUUCAGCAUCAUUUUGACGGUAAAAGUAACUAGCGGAGCACUGGCUGGCCCUACCAGUACCAGCGAGUGGCUUGUAAUGUUUUCACCACUGUUUUGCGGAGAUUUUUGUAAUGCUUAUUUUUGCGUUAUCGUCGGCAUUCGCAUGUAUCUAGGCAACAAACACCGGCAAGCGAUGCACCGGUUAUCUUGGAGUGUACACUUUUUGCUGCUGACCGCUGGAUUCAAAUACCUAGUGUGUAUGAAACUGUCCGGCCAGAGUGGGCUAGAGUAUAGCGAAGUGUUUUCGCCGAUAUUCGUUCUGCUGCAGUUGAUCGCGGUUAAAGCUUGCCAGUUCAAGCAACAAUCGUAAUGUGGCAUGUAGUUCGGUUCUGGAGUGAGGUUGUGUUUAAUUAAAUGAAAGAUUAAAGUGUGACUGCUGAAAGUGCGAACGCUA